Fraxinus pennsylvanica is the source of this 468-nucleotide messenger RNA. The record is from the annotation of a GenBank genome assembly. NCBI's taxonomy places the organism in Eukaryota, Viridiplantae, Streptophyta, Magnoliopsida, Lamiales, Oleaceae.
AUGCUAGAAUCUGGUUCUGAUGUUGCUGUGAAGGGACUUGAAGAAAUGAAGGGUUUGGGCAAAAAGGAAUUCAUCCAGCAGACGGAUUUGCUUGGAAUGAUAAAACACGAGAACCUUGUUGAGAUCAUUUCAUUUAACUCCUCCAAAGACGAGAAGCUAAUCAUUUACGAACAUGUACCUAAUGGCAACUUGUUCUCCCUACUAAGCGGAAAAACCCCGGAAUUCGCUCAAGGGAAGAAACUAACAAAAAAAGCCGAUUUAUACUAUUUUGGAGUUGUUCUUUUAGAGAUCAUAACGGGCAAGGUGCCGGCUCAAGUCGAUGCUAGUGCUGAUGAUCUUUCGGAUUGGGUUCAAUCAGCUGUAAACAAUGAUUGGUCGACUGAUAUAUUGGAUGUCGAAAUAGUUGCAGAAAAGAAAGGGUAUGAUGGCAUGUUGAAGCUCAUAGAAAUAGCUCUCGAGCGUACGUAA